UUUUUUAUAGCUUAUUUUAGGAAAAAUUAGCAAAUAUUUAUGCAGUAAAAUAUUUCUGAAGUUGACUCAAGAACAAAGUUUUAAAGUUGACAAAAAUAUCAUUGUUAUUAUGGAAAACAAAAAAAGUUUGUGCAUAACCUAUUUUCUGUGGCUAUUUUUUGGUUGGUUUGGGGUUCAUCAUUUUUACUUGGGAAGAGAUAUGCAAGCAUUUUUGUGGUGGUCCACAUUAGGUGGUUUUUUUACACUUGGCUGGAUACGUGAUCUCUGGAGGAUACCUGAGUAUGUUGAUGAUGUGAAUGAAGAUCCUCUUUAUAUGGAUAAGCUUAAUAAAAGAAUGCGGUUUAGAGAUUAUCCAAAGUUUAAUGUGGUACGUUUUUCUGGUGAACUUUUAGUGGGAUAUUUUUACGGAUUUCUUAUUCGGUUGGCACUGCCACCUGAUAUACCUGCAAUAAUAUCAAUGGUUUUAAUAUGUGUUGGAAUUACGGUUGGUGUGCAUCUUGUUGGCAAUAUCGGUCGAGAUGAAGGUGGGUUUAUAAAACCAUUUUGUGCAACAUUUUGCUGUUAUUCUAUACUGUUUUGGUUAUCGGACAGUGAAUCUGGUAAUACACCUAAUUUCAUGUAUUGCUCAUUAGCUGCAACUGUGACAUUUAACUAUUUUCGGAAGUAUAAACGAGUAUACAAACGUCAUUUAUUUUGUCAUCGCAUUGCAAUUCUUUUGGUAUACAUGGCAUUGUUUAGUAGUCUUUGGUUAUCUUUCCUCUAUUUCAAUGCAGAAAUCACAACUGAAAAAGGAGAAAAAGUGAAAUUUAAAGAUUCAGUUAUUCAUUUCUUCAAAAGUCCUGCCUGGCUUGAAUUUUCUCAGACUUUAAAGAUGAUAUAUGAAGAAGGCAAAAAGAAUGGAUGGAAAAAUCUUUAUGAUGAGUUUGUUAAAGCCCUUGAUCCUAAGGGAGAAGCAAAUGCAUAUAAAGUUCUUGGUUUAAGCAACCCAUCUACAGAGAGUGAAAUUAAAAAAGCCUAUAAAACCCUGGUGCGUCAGUGGCACCCUGAUCGCUUUCAUGAUCCUGAACAAAGAAUAGCUGCACAAAAACAGUUUAUGGAAGUGCAAAGUGCAUAUGAAAUUUUAACUAACAAAAAAAAAUCUAAUACAUUAGAUGAUGCUGAUAGGACAAAUUAUUGAAUUAUUUUAUAUACAAUUAGCUUAUUUUGUAUUUUAAUUUGUGAUAUAU
Molecule: messenger RNA, 1226 nt
Organism: Hydra vulgaris (swiftwater hydra)
Lineage: Eukaryota; Metazoa; Cnidaria; Hydrozoa; Anthoathecata; Hydridae
Product: dnaJ homolog subfamily C member 22
Cellular component (GO): membrane
Source: RefSeq, a predicted model, not a curated record